Molecule: messenger RNA, 438 nt
Organism: Mucor velutinosus
Lineage: Eukaryota; Fungi; Mucoromycota; Mucoromycetes; Mucorales; Mucoraceae
Exons: 3
Coding region: 1-438 (145 amino acids)
Source: RefSeq, a predicted model, not a curated record
AUGUCUGCACUCAAUACCAUCUUUGCUGCUCAUGGUGUUAUUCAAGCUGCCAUUGCCCUUCAAUUGCUGCUGCUUCCCCAUGCAACCACAUUUAUCAUACCUCAUGAAUUAGAUCUGACGCAAGUGUUGCUGUUGCGUUUCUAUGGUGCUGGCGUUGCUUGUAUUGCCAUUAUUAGUUUAUUGUGUCGUGAUAUGCCCAACAUGUUGCCUUGCAAGCGUGGUGCAGCUGCUGGUUUCUUGUUUUACCAUAUGAUCAUGACCUUGGUUGUAUUCCAAUCUCGCAACGAUGGACCUCUUCCAGUAGAGACCAGUUGGGGGUUAUCCGCAUUCCAUGGCAUUCAGGCCUUUGUCUUGUAUGCCUGGUACACUGCUACUGCUGGUCAAGUCAAGGCAUUUCUAAAGCAAGACAAUGGAGCCAACAAGCAAAAGCAUCAUUAG